ACGUGUAAUGGGAGAGGCAAGAGAGUAAUAAAAGAGGUGCUUGAGAGAUCUAAAAAGGUUGUUCUUUUGAGUGGUCAAACAGAGCCGAUCCAAGGGCUUUGGUUUUGUUUGAUUGAUUGAUUUGAAGAGGAAAAUUCACAAGUAGUGGAAAGAAACGGAGACGAAGAAGAAGAAGAAGUAGAAAGAAGAUGGGAGAAGGCGGAUGUAUUCCGUCAAUGGAUCUGUUUCGGUCGGAACCGAUGCAAUUGGUACAGCUUAUUAUUCCAAUUGAAUCCGCCCAUCAAACUGUUUCUUACCUUGGUGACCUUGGACUACUUCAAUUCAAAGAUCUGAAUUCGGAUAAAAGUCCUUUCCAGCGGACAUAUGCUUCCCAGAUCAAAAGAUGUGGAGAGAUGGCAAGGAAGCUACGAUUUUUCAAGGAACAAAUGUCGAAGGGUGGUGUGGUACCUUCAGCAAGGACUAUAUCCCGAGCUGAUAUUAACAUGGAUGACUUGGAGAUAAAACUUGGAGAACUUGAAUCUGAGCUUAUAGAAAUCAACGGGAACAGUGACAAGUUGCAACGUGCGUAUAGUGAGCUUGUUGAAUAUAAGCUUGUUCUGCAAAAGGCCGGUGAGUUUUUCUACACAGCCCGAAGUAGUGCUACAGCACAGCAAAGAGAAAUUGAGGCCCGCCAAUCUGGUGAAGGUUCCUUGGAUAGCCCAUUGUUGUUGGAGCAAGAAAUGUCAGCAGAUCAUGCUAAACAAGUUAAGCUGGGGUUUGUCAGUGGCCUUAUACCAAGGGAUAAAUUGAUGGCGUUCGAAAGGAUUCUAUUUCGCGCUACCAGGGGUAACGUAUUCAUUAAGCAAACAACGAUUGAAGAUCCUGUUACCGAUCCUGUCUCUGGGGAGAAGGUUGAGAAAAAUGUCUUUGUGGUCUUCUAUUCUGGAGAAAGAGCUAAGGCCAAAAUCAUGAAGAUAUGUGAUGCAUUUGGAGCAAACCGUUACCCAUUCACUGAGGAAAUGGGAAAACAAGCCCAGAUGAUAGCAGAGGUUUCGGGAAGAACUUCAGAGCUGAAAACUACCAUUGAUCUUGGGCUAAUGCAUCGUUACAAUUUAUUGUCAUCCAUUGGCAGUCAGUAUGAGCAGUGGAAUCUUUUGGUGAGGAAGGAGAAAUCCAUUUACCACACUCUAAACAUGCUCAGCAUUGACGUGACAAAGAAAUGUCUCGUAGCAGAGGGAUGGAGCCCUGUGUUUGCAACUCAUCAGAUUCAAGAUGCAUUGCAGCGAGCGUCGUUUGACAGCAAUUCACAAGUCGGAGCAGUAUUUCAAAUUUUGCAUACAAAGGAAUCUCCCCCUACAUACUUCAGGACAAAUAAAUUUACUAGCUCUUUUCAAGAAAUUGUCGAUGCUUAUGGGGUGGCUAAGUAUCAAGAAGCAAACCCUGGUCUAUACACUAUUGUUACAUUCCCCUUUCUGUUUGCGGUCAUGUUUGGUGAUUGGGGCCAUGGAAUCUGCUUGUUACUCGCAUCAUUAUUCUUAAUAAUCAGAGAAAAGAAGUAUUCUAGUCAGAAACUUGGAGAUAUCAUGGAAAUGACUUUUGGCGGACGCUAUAUUAUUUUGAUGAUGUCGGUGUUCUCAAUUUACACUGGAUUGAUCUAUAAUGAGUUUUUCUCUGUGCCAUUUGAGCUUUUUGGACCUUCUGCCUAUGCAUGCCGGGAUGCCACCUGCAGUGAUACUACUACGUGGGGCUUGAUCAAGGUGCGAGACACCUAUCCCUUCGGCGUGGAUCCAGAGUGGCAUGGUUCUCGAUCUGAAUUGCCAUUCCUGAACUCAUUGAAGAUGAAAAUGUCUAUUCUUCUUGGGGUUGCCCAAAUGAAUCUUGGAAUUAUAAUGAGCUACACUAAUGCCAAGUUCUUUAAGAAUAGUGUGAAUACUUGGUUUCAAUUUAUUCCUCAGAUGAUAUUCUUAAACAGUCUGUUUGGGUACCUUUCGGUCCUUAUCAUUGUGAAGUGGUGCACUGGUUCCAAAGCCGAUUUGUACCAUCUUAUGAUAUAUAUGUUCUUGAGCCCAACAGACGAUCUUGGGGAGAACCAGCUAUUCCCUUACCAAAGAAAUCUUCAGCUUGUGUUGCUAGGGUUGGCCCUUAUUGCUGUACCUUGGAUGCUUUUGCCAAAACCAUUUAUUUUGAAGAAACAACAUGAAGCGAGGCACCAGGGUGAAUCCUAUGAACUUCUUCACAGCAAUGACGAGUCUGUCGCAGUAGAGGCAAGUCAUGAUUCCCAUGGUCAUGGCCAUGAGGAAUUUGAAUUCAGUGAAGUAUUUGUUCACCAGCUCAUCCAUACUAUAGAAUUUGUGCUCGGGGCAGUUUCAAAUACUGCUUCAUAUCUUCGAUUAUGGGCUCUCAGUCUUGCACAUUCGGAGUUGUCAACUGUUUUCUAUGAGAAGGUUUUAAUGCUUGCAUGGGGGUACAACAAUAUUUUUAUUCUUGCCAUCGGUGUCCUUGUAUUUAUAUUUGCAACUGUCGGAGUUUUGCUUGUCAUGGAAACAUUGAGUGCUUUCCUGCACGCUUUACGUCUUCAUUGGGUUGAGUUCCAGAACAAGUUUUAUGAGGGAGAUGGUUACAAGUUCAGCCCAUUUUCAUUUGCAUUGAUUGGUGAUGAAGACGAAUGAGAUGAAUGAGAUGUGACGUGCUGUUCUUUGAGUUCUGUCUCACAUUUGUGUUAUAAAAUGUUAUAAAAUCCGUCUAUUCAUUUAUUCAAACAAAAGGGUGUCUAGAGAUGGAAAUGAAAUGGGAUAAUAUAGUGUUCCCAGUCAGUAACUUGGGGAGGUGAGGUUGUGUUCGGCCCUGUACUCCUUGUAAUUUAUGAAAUCGUUUUGCUUGUAGUUUUUCAAGUUAAUAAAACAGUCCCCAGAGUGAGGUUGGCUGAUGUAUGUUUGUAAGAAUUAACAUUAUUUUUUAUGGUCCGUUGAUGUCUAUUUGAUUAUUA
Molecule: messenger RNA, 2965 nt
Organism: Papaver somniferum (opium poppy)
Lineage: Eukaryota; Viridiplantae; Streptophyta; Magnoliopsida; Ranunculales; Papaveraceae
Product: V-type proton ATPase subunit a3-like
Exons: 18
Coding region: 189-2648 (819 amino acids)
Biological process (GO): vacuolar acidification; proton transmembrane transport
Cellular component (GO): vacuolar proton-transporting V-type ATPase, V0 domain; vacuolar proton-transporting V-type ATPase complex
Molecular function (GO): proton-transporting ATPase activity, rotational mechanism; ATPase binding
Source: RefSeq, a predicted model, not a curated record